AUGGGAAAUACCACAAAUUGUAAUGCUGUAAGUGUUCUUCCGGACAGCAACGGCAGUUUUGCGACCAACAAUGUAGCGGGAUCUACCCCGAAAAGGUCCAAAAGUGCUCGAAGAAAAUCGUUUAAAUGCACUGGAUACGAUGGUUGUGCGAUGUCCUUUACUAGGGCGGAGCAUCUUGCACGUCACAUAAGAAAGCACACGGGGGAAAAGCCGUUCCAGUGUCCUGCGUGUUUGAAAUUCUUCAGUAGAGUCGAUAAUUUGAAACAGCACCGGGAAUCGGUCCAUGCACAUAAGAAUCACCAUUCUACGGGUGCGCAUCAACGUAAACCGUCGUAUUCGUCGUUGUCGUCUUCUUCUUCUGCAUCUUCGUCGUCUUCCGCAUCUUCAUCUACAUCAUACAGCGAUCCUUCUUCCAGAAAAACCAAUAAUAUUGGUGGUAAUAUGCCAAUAAUGACAGAGACCGAAAAAGCGCCUCUAAUAGUACAUUCCUCACCAGAGUUCAUCACAAACACGAGAUGUAUACCACCUAUCUCUCCGAGAUCCAUUUACGGUACUCAGCGACAGCAACAGCAACCCUAUUACUACCCGGGUUCCCAAUCCAUCACUGAUAGUCACUACCAGUACCCUCUUCCUAGCAACAGCACCACUAUCAAUUAUUUACCAUCUAUAGACGUGCAAUAUCCGCUAAAUGUGUGUCCUACCGUAGUGGGCCAACCGACUACAGAGGUAAUGGUACCAUCCCUACCUCCGAGGUCAAUACCAAGUGUUUCCUUCAAAUAUAAUGACUCAGCGGAUUUGCUACCUCGGAGAACUAUGGAUAAUUAUAACUUUAGAUCAAAUAAUAUUAAUGUUAAUACUAAUGUGAACAAAACUACUAAUAUUACCGACAACAAUACCGAUGUAUUUCCUCCACCUUUUUCGAAGCUAGCGGCAGGUGCCGAAGUAAAACCAAUUAUUUUCCCGCAGCAUCAGCAAGAAUUCAGGAAGCGUACCAACGACGAUAACAUUAGCAAUGAACCUUCGUUGGAUAAUGGUAAGAGCUUCGAGAGUAGUAAUAAUAAUGAUAACGACAUCCAGAAGAGGCCAGCAGCUCUAUCAGAGUCUGAUAUUUUGAUUAAUACUAAUAAGAAAAGACUCAGUGUUGAUUACAUACUGACAUGA
Saccharomyces mikatae IFO 1815 is the source of this 1161-nucleotide messenger RNA. It is a transcript of the gene USV1, whose product is annotated as Usv1p. Gene Ontology annotation, molecular function: DNA-binding transcription factor activity, RNA polymerase II-specific; RNA polymerase II cis-regulatory region sequence-specific DNA binding. The record is from RefSeq and is a predicted model, not a curated record. Lineage: Eukaryota; Fungi; Ascomycota; Saccharomycetes; Saccharomycetales; Saccharomycetaceae. The transcript has a single exon. Gene Ontology annotation, cellular component: chromatin. The coding region runs from base 1 to 1161 and encodes 386 amino acids. Gene Ontology annotation, biological process: regulation of transcription by RNA polymerase II.